Molecule: messenger RNA, 2238 nt
Organism: Nerophis lumbriciformis (worm pipefish)
Lineage: Eukaryota; Metazoa; Chordata; Actinopteri; Syngnathiformes; Syngnathidae
Gene: sgo1
Product: shugoshin 1
Biological process (GO): meiotic chromosome segregation
Cellular component (GO): chromosome, centromeric region; nucleus
Source: RefSeq, a predicted model, not a curated record
AGUGACGUAAUUUCCGCCCUGACCAAUCAGCGCGCCCGGCACGUAUUUCGAAUAUGAGCGCCCGGAUAAGAGGCGAACGUCGCGAGAAUACAGUAUUUUAGUGACUAAUUGAGUUAAACACUCGUUUUAACGCCAACUAUUGUGUAUAGAUACAGAUUCCGGUAGGUUGUAUCCACGUAGCGUCCACCUUUUAUGGUGAAGUUGUCGCCGUUUUAGUCCCGCUUGACACCGAGCUAACGCUAUAGCUAGUUUGUUUGGCUAGGUGGCUAGCUAGCUAGCUAGCGUGUUUUUUUAAAAAGUGUAUUUUUUUCGCGCCAAUUCAUCUAAAAUCUUCAGUUAUGGCGAGAGAACGGAUCAUGAAGAAGCCUCACCGGCAAGGUUUGGAGGACUUGAAGGGGAAGAUGACGGAAAAGAGGAACAAAAGUCUCGCCAGGGCAGCGACGCUCAGCAGAGGAAAGUUCGGUCUGCUAAACAAAAGCAGCGGAAUGAGGGCAACGCACGCUGGCAUCCUGAAGGGGGCGCAGGAGAACAACAAGGCGCUGGCCCUGGCUCUGCAGGCAGAGAAGGAGAACGUGAGGCAGGCUAAAGUUGUCAUCCUGCACAUGCAGAAGGAGCAGCAAGCACUCUUCCUGCACCUGCUGCUGCUCAGGAAGAAACUCCAACAGCAGGAAGCAUCUUCUCUGCAGAUACAAGCAGCAGGCGUCCCUGUGGAAAACUGCACGGACUCAUUAAGGAGAGAGCGCAUCAGUGAGACCAAGACAACUUUGUGUGACAUCUCCACAGAUUGUGCAGAGCAUCCUGACACACAGCGUCUUGUUCUUCUGCCUUCCACGGUGUCUGUGAGGCGGCGACCUGCAAGAGAAAAGAGCAGGAGGCGGUGUGAGCGCGUGCAAGAGUGGCGCUCCUGCGGUGACUUGGAGUCGGUGGCUCCUCCCCCUAGUGGUGACGCAGCGAAGCCUCAGGAUGUCCUCCAUGCUCCACUUUCUGACCCCGACCACACAGAAAGACUGCAGCCAAUCAGAAGCGACCCGCCGCCGCCCAACAGGAAGCGAUGCCGCUCCAAAGCAGAACCCUCCGCACUGAAAGCCGCAGAGCGAGGCCGCAAGACGGAGCGUGCCCCUUUGAAGAAGCCCUGGGAGAACCCCAAACCCAGGACACGCUCCAAGAGUCGGGACCGCUCGGUCACGCGGUCCAGAGCGCCGCCGCCAACUAACAUGAACUCCUCGCUGGGCUUCAACGACACCUUUGACUUUGACUGUGAGGAGGCGGUCCAUGUCACGCCCUUUAAGGCCAAGUCCGACCAGGCGCCGCCUCUAAAGGAAGCGGAAGUGCGCACAGUGACGCCCGCCAGGAGUGACGACGGCUCGCCCAUGUCGCCGUCCUCCGAGUCCAAUGACAGUCUGUAUGUCCCCAAGACCACCAGGAGGAGGUGCACGUCUCCCCAGACCACAAUGAACAUCACUACCCGGAGAGGACGUCUCUCCAGGAAGGACAGCAGCCCCAACACACCUGAGGCUGUCCAACAGGAAGUGUAUGAGGUGAGUCCUCAGGUGGAGGUGGAGAUGAAGAGGAUCCACAGUGUCCUGGCCAUGUUUGGAGAGGCCGGGGUUGACCACGUCACGCCGCCCAAGCAGACCAGCCAGCGAGCAAAGACGUGCAAGAAACGUGUGAGGACAGCAGGGCGGGGCUUGAGUCUGUGUGAUGUGACCAAUAUGUCCCCCGCAGCCUACGGCCGAGCGCGCUGCUCCACGUCCGUCCCCGCCCGCAAGCGGCGUUGCACCAUGGUGGUGGACUACAAGGAGCCCUCCUUACACGCGAAACUGCGUCGUGGAGACAAGUUCACCGACACGCAGUUCCUCACCUCGCCUAUUUUCAAGCCGCCGCCCGGCAGGAGGUCCAGGACUUCAGUCAAGUUGGACAAGUACAACGAGUCCUUUGUUGGAUGUCGCUGAUGACGGUUCCAUGAAGGGCCAAGCAUUCUGGUGACUCUAAGGUGGAAGAAGAGCCAAGUGAGUGUUGGUGUUGGUGUUGUGCACUCACUGAACACUUGUCUCACCUUCACAUGCUGCAGCAUGUUCUUCAGUGUGAUGUACAGCUGCUCUGGAUCCUUCACCUCCUUCCUGCACAACACACCUCAUUCACAUCAUCAUCUUACUCUAUCAAGUCAAUAUCAAUGCAGUUGUUCCUCCUUUACUGCUGUUAAACACUUCCACACCCAAUAAAAGCAAUUCUAAUUAA